UGUCUCCACUUAACUGGGGUCUCCCUUGUUUGGGGUUUCCCCCUACUUGGGAUCUCCCAUUAAUUGGGCUCCCCCAUUAAUUGGGAUCUCCCCUAUUUGGGAUUCCCCUUUGUUGGGGUCUCCCUUUGGUUCUGGUCUCCCCUUCAUUGGGGUCUCCCUUUGAUCAGGGUCUUCCCUAUUUGGGGUCUCCCUUUGUUUGGUGUUUCCAGGGUCUCCUCUUGGUUGGGGUCUCCCGAAUUCCUAGAAAGCUCCACCCUUCAGCCGGCUUCAGCGAUCUAGGAAAGAAUUUUCCUUUCUUUUGGAGGUGAAGUUUUUACUCCAGCUUGUUCGAAGUGACGGUGACAAAAUAAUAAAAGAAAUUAGAAUUUUAAAAAAAUCAAAAUCUGAGUAGAUUAAAAAAAAAAAUCAAAAUCUGAGGGGCUGGAAAGGAUCAAAAUCCCAGGGGAUCCAAAAAUAUCAAAAUCCGAGUGAGAUUUAAAAAAAAAAAAAAUCAAAAUCCCAGAGUAUAAAAAGAUGAAAAUCCGAGGGAAUCAAAAGAACUUCCAGAGCCCUGCGUGGCUGGGAGGAGAGCUCAGGUGAUUCCUCAGUUCCUGCCGGGAUAAUCCCGGAUGGAAAAUCCCUUUUUCUUUAAGGAAUUCCCUUCAAACCCGCAGCCUUUAAAGAGUUAAUGCGGCCGCGCUCUGCCCCUGCCGGGCGGAAAUCGGCCAAGUUCGAAUUCCCCGCAGGAAUUCCAGCCGGGAAUGAGCCGGGAAGAGCCGCGGGGAUGGCGCGGACCUGCCGCGAUUCCCAUUUUUAUUAUUACGGCAUCAAAUUCGCGCUCUCCGCCUACGCCACGCUCUUCUCGAUCCUGGGGCUGCUGAUCCUGGGCGUGGGGAUCUACGCCGAGGCAGAGCGGCAGCGGCACAGAACCCUGGAAGGGAUUUUCCUGGCUCCGGCCGUGCUGCUGCUCCUGCUGGGAAUCACCAUGUUCCUCGUGUCCUUUGUGGGAAUGCUCGGGAGCCUCCGUGACAACCGGACGCUGCUCCAGACGUUCUUCUGGGUGCUCCUGCUGAUCUUCCUGACAGAGCUGCUGCUGAUCCUCAUGGAGAUCAUCUUUGAGAGCAAGAUGAACGAAGUUUUCCACUCCAACAUCCAGGAGGGAAUCCGGCACUACUACGAUGACCUGGACUUCAAAAAUAUCCUGGAUUUUGUGCAGGAAAAGUUUUCCUGCUGUGGAGGAGACGAAUUCCGGGAUUGGGAAGUGAACCAGUACCACGCAUGCAACGGCAGCGGGGCCCUGGCCUGUGGGGUACCCCAUUCCUGCUGCGUCCGCGGGGUUCCUGGAGGAGUGGUGAACACCCUGUGCGGGUACCGCGCCCUGGACAAGGAGCGCCUGGAGCUGCUCGGCACCAUCCACGUCCGGGGAUGCAUCCACGCCGUGGGGCUCUGGCUCAAGGACAACUUCCAGGCCACUUUGGCCAUCGUCUGCUCCCUGCUGCUGCCUCAGGUGUUGGGUCUGGCCAUGGCCUGGCUGCACUGGCAGCAGCUCAACGAGAUCCAUUCCCGCCUGGAUUCCGUGGAUUCCCGGCUCCUGGAAUCGCGGGAUCUCAGCUUCACCUCCCUGGAUCUCCGCGGCGCCGGUUGGUGCUGGUGCCUGCCCAGGGAGGGCGGAUACAUCCCGGUAAAUCCCGGGAAUGCCGAGGAGGAUGAGGAGGAAGGAGCCGCCUGCCACAGCAAAGUGUGAGGAGGAAGAACAGAAUAUUUAAAAAAAAAAAAAGAGAAAAAAAAGGAUUUUUCCUCUCAGGUCCUGAAGUUCCUUUGGGAAAAUUGUAAAAUAAUGCAAUUUUUCUUCUCUGCUCCUGUCGGGAAAACUGUAAAACAAUGGGGAUUUUUCCUCUCAGCUCCCAAGAUUUCUUUGGGAGAGUUGUAAAAUAAUGUGAUUUUUCUUCUCAGCUGCUGUUGGGAAAACUGUAAAAUAAUGGGAUUUUUCCUCUCAA
Messenger RNA from Cinclus cinclus, 1976 nucleotides. Its product is annotated as tetraspanin-15-like. The transcript has 8 exons. Gene Ontology annotation, cellular component: membrane. The record is from RefSeq and is a predicted model, not a curated record. Bases 668 to 1723 code for a protein of 351 amino acids. Lineage: Eukaryota; Metazoa; Chordata; Aves; Passeriformes; Cinclidae.